Molecule: messenger RNA, 3004 nt
Organism: Toxotes jaculatrix (banded archerfish)
Lineage: Eukaryota; Metazoa; Chordata; Actinopteri; Toxotidae
Product: tyrosine-protein phosphatase non-receptor type 22-like
Exons: 21
Coding region: 189-2453 (754 amino acids)
Biological process (GO): peptidyl-tyrosine dephosphorylation
Cellular component (GO): nucleus; cytoplasm
Molecular function (GO): non-membrane spanning protein tyrosine phosphatase activity
Source: RefSeq, a predicted model, not a curated record
ACAGCUUGAACAGUUCCCUUGUGACAGUUCCUUGAUGUGAUAGUCGCAAUAGAGAAGUAGCAACAACAGAAGUGCCACAGCCCUGCACCCAAGCCUUGGCGACCUUACUCCAUGACCUGUGGACGAGGACCUUUGUGUCCUGACAUGCCUGUCAAAGGUGCCCUGUCCCAGGCAGUGUACAGCCAGCCAUGGAGCAGCAGGCCCAGAUACUGAGGAGCUUCUUGGUCCAGCUGGAGAAUCAAGAAGCUGUGGAUGAGGAGGUAUCGAAUGGAAUUGCUGGGGAGUUUGCCAGAUUGAAAAGCCAGUCAACCAAGUACCGUGCUGACAAGACCUUCCCCACCAAGACAGCGGAAAAGCAGGAAAACAUCAAGAAGAACCGAUACAAGGACAUUGUUCCCUUUGACCACAGCAGAGUGAAGCUCACUCUCAACACAACUAAAAAUGACACAGACUACAUCAACGCCAGCUUCAUCAAGGGAGUGUCAGGUUCAAGGGCAUACAUUGCCACUCAGGGUCCUCUGCCCCACACUGUGCUGGAUUUCUUGAGGAUGAUUUGGGAAUACAACAUAAAGGUCAUAGUGAUGGCCUGUCGAGAGUUUGAGAUGGGAAAGAAAAAGUGUGAACGCUACUGGCCACAGAAACAAGAGCAGCCAUUUGUUUGUGAACCUUUUACAGUUUACUGUGACUCUGAGGAAAAUAAAGGAGAUUAUUUGACAAGGAUGUUAAGGCUGACUUAUCACAAUUGUAGCCGAACUUUGAAACAGCUGCACUAUAUCAACUGGCCAGAUCACGGUGUACCAGACUCCAUUCCUCCCCUCGUGGAAAUGUUGCAUGAGAUGCGUUCCUAUCAGCCCCAUGAUGACAUCCCUAUCUGCAUUCACUGCAGUGCUGGCUGUGGUAGAACAGGAGCCCUGUGUGCCAUUGAUUAUACUUGGAACCUCCUGAAGAAACAGAUGAUCACUCCAGAUUUCAACAUCUACGACUUAGUUCAAAACAUGAGAACCCAGAGACCCUCAGUGGUUCAAACCAAGGAACAAUAUGAUCUGGUGUACAGAACCAUCAAGUUCCUGUUUCAGAGAUAUUUACAGUCCACUGAUGAACAAACCCACAAAAAUGAGGUGACAAUGGUCCCAUCUGCCAUCACAGCGAACAGCGAUUGUGAGCUCUUGCAUCUGAGGGAGGAUCUGGAUCUUCUGCCACAACUUCAGCACCUGUUGGAUGAGGCGAGGGAUGAUUUACAACAGUACGACACAUCCCUGCCUUCCGCUUCAGAAAAUCACAUGGCUGUUAGAGCUCAAGACAAACACAUGGACCAGCAACAAUGGCACCUACCUUGGGCCCAUGCUGACACUGUGGUCAUCAGACAGGACCUGCAAGAGGGACCCAGGACUUCACCCAAAACGGUGCACACGAGCCAGAGAACCUCAGCAGUAGAGGGGCGCAUACAGGAACGCGAUGACAUGCCAUCACUGAACCCUCCACCUUCAUCAGGUGUGCCAGAGGCCGUUUGUCUGAUGGUGGAGGACCCUUACUUUGACACUCCUGUGAGCUCCCCUUCAUCAGAGGAGGUACCUGUUGACUCUACUGAGGACACCAAACAAUGGACAGCUGGCCCUGUGUUCAGCACACCCUCGUUGUUUUUGAAUAACCAGACACUGGAGCUUACCUCUCCUGUCUCAGAUGCUGCUGAAGCUAAUACAGAUGAGGAGGCAGCUCCUCCACUACCUGAACGAACCCCAGAAUCUUAUGAACUGGCAGUGGACAUAGACGACUCAGAUCCCUGCGAAAGGUUAUCGGUUAUCAUGCCACAUAAUGCUGCUGCUGAGGCUGUCGGGGAUUGGGGAGGCAGCCCCCCUUCACCUGCCCCCCCACUUCCAGAGAGAACCCCUGAAUCAUUUGAGUUGGCUAUUGAUCAAGCUCCCGUGGAGCAGAACGUUGAGUUCAGGCCAGCAACGAGCCUGAGCAGAAUAGGAAUGUCUUCAGAAUGGUCUGGUAACUCAAAGCCAGCUGCCACUGCUCUUCAGACUGAGACAAAACACUGGGUGAGGAGUAAGAGUCUGAGAGCAAAAAUGACCUUCACAGCGCCAGUAACACAUCUUGCAUCAAAUACAACUUCAAACCUCCAUCCUACAUGUCAACCUCUGGACCCACUGACUCCUCUGCUGUGUUCUCACACUGAGGACAUCCCGACUCUUCCCCUUCCUGAAAGAACCCCAGAGUCCUUCAUCCUCAAUACAGAUGAGUCUCUUGAGACAGCUACCCCGCAGCCCUUAGAAACAGCACAGCCCUCAUCAAGGGUAGGCACGUCAUCUGAGUGGGAUGGCAACUCUCAGCCCAAGAAAUUCUUCAAUGCUGUCAUGAGCAGAAGCAAGACUGUUCGAGUUAAAAGCUCAAGUCAAGGUAAGCUAUUUUUGAAGGAAGACUCCUUCCUCUUCUGCUUUCACUUUACUUGACCUUGUUUCUCUUAUAGUCACAAAUUCCAUGAAAAAAAAACAAAAAAAACAAAAACCAACAACAACCUAGUCCCAAAGCUGUCUGUGGCACUGAGGCCCAAGCCCAUUUGUUCCACCUGCAGAAGUAAAUUCUUGAAAAAUUCAUGAGUAUAUAUUUUCAUUAAAAAAAAAUCGAAAUAAUUUCUGGACACUGUGGUUCAUAUGAAAUGUUACUCAAACAGGACUAUACAGUGUAUUUGGUGCAGUAGUGAUUAUUUAAAAUAGAUGGACCAUUUUUGUGGGUCCGACUGAAAAUAAACUACAGUACUAGUAUCCAUUGGAAUAACCACUGCAUUUGUUUCCAGUACUUUAAUGCAGCAGUUUAGGUCAGUGUGCAAAUGAUUUUGUGUACCAGUAAUGCACCAGUUGGUAGCAUUUUUCAAGGUUUCAUCUUUUUGUUUGUUAAGAACAUACAACAGAGUGUAGAUUAAAAUGAAUUUGUGGAAGUACCUAUCUUCACCACCGGGAGUCAUCCUUUAUCAACGCAAGGUACAAAACUUUGACUGGUAAAA